Messenger RNA from Symbiodinium pilosum, 1008 nucleotides. NCBI's taxonomy places the organism in Eukaryota, Dinophyceae, Suessiales, Symbiodiniaceae. The record is from the annotation of a GenBank genome assembly.
AUGGAUCGCUUGGUUGAAGUGGAGUCACUUAGCGUCAUCAACAUCAUUGACAAUGACACGGACUUUCUCUCGACGGCCGCAAGUACAAAGGAUGGCUCUGUGACGUACCAAUCGGAAGUAGCUCAACAUGUGGCGCGUGGAGACGCGACUCUCUACUUUCCAGGCUUUUGCUGCGCAGCGCACGGAUUAUCUUUGUUGUUGACUGCCGUUGUGGGUGAGCAGAAGAGAGCCUUACUCCUGGACGCAGGUCCAUGUCCUCAGCUCUGGAAGGCAAAUGCCAAGAAGUUGGGCAUAGAUUUGGCCUCUGUGGACAGCAUUGUGCUGUCGCACUAUCACGCGGACCAUUCUGGAGGCCUCCCGGGCGCUGUGGCCGCCAUUGCUGAGGCGCGCAAAGCAGCAGGCAAGGCCCCGGUGCACCUGGACCUUCAUGAAAGCAAACCUGCAUCCAGGGCAGUGCAGUUGCCCUCUGGCACCGUGCUUCCGCUGCAGCCUGAGACUCCCAGCUUCGAAGAACUUCAGCGCUUGGGUGGUGACAUGAUGCUUUCUCGGGAGUCCCACGUCCUGUCGGAGUGCUUCUUCGUCAGCGGACAUAUCCCACGCAAAACAAGAUACGAAAAGGGUCUUGUUGGCUCCAAGCGCUUAGAGGACAAUGAUUGGAGGGAUGAUUGCGACAUCGACGAGGAGCGCUAUGUGGCCGUGAAGGUUAAGGGCGGAGGUAUCGUGGUCUUUUCUGCUUGCUCGCAUGCGGGAAUUGUGAACGUGUGUCGUCAUGCCAUUGAUUUGGCAGGUGUGCCCCUCCUGGCUGUGAUGGGAGGCUUCCAUCUUGGUGGUGCAGGCCUUGAGGAGCGCGUUGACGACACUAUCCAGGAUCUCUUGAAGUUGCAGCCCCAAGCAAUACUGCCCGGGCACUGCACGGGAUGGCGGGCCAAGGCAGCAAUUGCACAAGCAAUGCCCGAUCAGUACAUCCCAGCGCUGGCAGGGGCCAGAUAUGUCUUUGCUGCUUCUUAG